Molecule: messenger RNA, 378 nt
Organism: Penicillium cinerascens
Lineage: Eukaryota; Fungi; Ascomycota; Eurotiomycetes; Eurotiales; Aspergillaceae
Exons: 1
Coding region: 1-378 (125 amino acids)
Source: RefSeq, a predicted model, not a curated record
AUGGCUGCUCUGAACACCAUCCCCGCUGCGUCCUAUGUGGGCACCAUUGAUGGCAUCAGUGUCGUUUGGGGCCCAAACGCAAUUGCCAACCUACCUACAAACGCUGAAGCCUACAAAGUGAAAUUGAACGUAUUGAAGAGUGCCACUGAGAAAGUGGCUGUCGCGUGUGCUCGGAGGAUAGGGAAAACCUCUGUCCGUAUCUUGUAUGAGGCCAUACUCAAUCCGGGCUUUGGCCACAUUCAUGAGUAUCCUAAUUGUCUUGCAGGGGCUCGUUUCACGACUCGACCACCAACACCGCGACUGGUGAAACAAUGCCAGACCCAUGCCAUUGCUCAAUUUCCCUCAACCCAGGAGGUGCCAAGGCCCACAUUUACGUGA